ACUUUGUGUUUUGAUCAAGAUUCCAGCAUCUGCAGUUCCUCGUGGCUACAUUAAUAUGAAUCAGAUGAUAACUGUGCUGUGCAGUUGCUGAAAUGGUGAAUAAAUGAUGGAUGUGGCAGGAGCAAGGCUGUUAUCUCCGAACCCUUUCCUCAGUGAGAAGCGCUGGAGUACCUGGUAAUGCCAGAAUACAGGAGUCCAACCGUACAACAUAUGGUAGAGUACCCUGUAUCAGCAGGGCCCGCAGUAAUGCCUGCAGGACACAGAUCAGUAAACCGUGCUUUCUCUGGGCUACACGGUUGCUCAGCUCUGAACUCUUUCACAUGACAGCAACGCAUCAAACCACAACCUCCUACACCUGCACUUCGUGGUAACACUGGUGAUUUCGCACGGCUGGGUUAGAGACAUACCGACGGCAUCGGGAUUGGCCUGGCAGCUGAGAACAUCAGUCUCAUUAUCAUGGCGCACAUGAAGUCAACAGAUUCCAGAAAUUUUGACUCGGAGUUGCUGAGAUCUGUGAAUGAAUACCGGAAGAGGCACGGAGCAGAAGCGCUGGUCCUGAACCCAAGCGUCAGUGAGAAGGCGGAGAAAUGGGCAGCGCAUCUGGUGAAGUCCAGGACACUGAAGCACAGCGACACACAGCUUGGGGAGAAUAUCUGGUGUCAGCAAGGCUCGGUCAGUCGGCCAGUCACAGGGCAAGAGGUUGUGGAUUUAUGGUACAAUGAAAUUGAGAAAUAUGACUUCUCCUCUCCCGGAUUUCAGAAGAAUUGUGGUCACUUCACACAGCUGGUCUGGAGGGACACCAAGGAGAUGGGCGUUGGUCUGGCAUCUGACGGCAAAGGUCUCACCGUCGUGGUGGCUCAGUUCGACCCGGCCGGUAACAUCACCAAUCCGGGCUACUUUGCUAAAAAUGUCCUGCCCGCUGGCAGCAAGAAGGAGGAAACACCAGUAAAACAGCGCACCGGGAAUGCCAGCAAACCUGAUUCACCAGCAACAAGCCAGCGACCACCAGGUGAAGAUUCUAGAAGUUUUGCCAUACAGUUGCUGAACGCUGUGAACGUCUACCGGGUGCAGCACGGCACGCGACCUUUAACCCUGAACUCGCAAAUCUGCAAGAACGCAGAGAAAUGGGCGGAGCAUCUCGUCACCUCCAGAAAGUUGCAGCACAGUGACACCUCGUAUGGAGAGAACAUCUGGUGUCAGCAAGGCCCUGGAGGUGUGCUGGUCGCAGGGCAACAAGUUGUUGAUUCCUGGUACAAUGAAAUUAAAGAUUAUGACUUCUCCAAACCUGGAUUUCAGAAAAACUGUGGUCAUUUCACACAGCUGGUCUGGGGAGACUCCAAGGAGAUGGGCAUUGGCCUGGCAACUGAUGGCAAAGGUCUCACCGUCGUGGUGGCUCAAUUUGACCCGGCCGGUAACAUCACCAAUCCGGGCUACUUUGCUAAAAAUGUCCUGCCCGCUGGCAGCAAGGAGGAGAAGGGUGAGACUGCCCACAGAGAGAAUGUUAGAGGACCUGAGGCACCAACUGGAACAGGAAAAGCCUCUGGAAAUGUUCCCAAACAGUUGCUGGAAUCUGUGAAUGAACAUCGGGCGAGCCACGGAGCGCGGCCCCUCACUCUGAGCCCCGCGAUCAGUAAAAAUGCUGAGAAAUGGGCAGAGCAUCUGGUGGCAUCCAGAACAAUGCAGCAUAGUGACACACCGCACGGAGAGAACAUCUGGUAUCAGCAGGGCCCUGCAGGGCUGCAGGUCACAGGACAGGACGUUGCUGACUACUGGUACAAUGAAAUAAAAACAUAUGAUUUUUCUUCUCCUGGAUUUCAGAAGAAUUGUGGUCAUUUCACACAGCUGGUCUGGAGAGACUCCAAGGAGAUGGGAGUUGGCCUGGCAUCUGACGGCAAAGGUCUCACUGUCGUGGUUGCACAGUUCGACCCGGCCGGUAACAUCACCAAUCCAGGCUACUUUGAUAAAAAUGUCUUGCCCACUGGCAGUAAGAUGGAGAAGGGUGAGACCGCCCACAGGGAGAAUGUCAAUAAAUCACGCACUCCAGAAAGAAGUAACAUGGCAGCAACUUCAGAUAAUGAAAAUAAUGCUUUUAUCGCUGAGUUGCUUAAAGAGCACAACUCUUUACGAGCCCGACACCAGUCACCUCCGCUCCAGGUUAACCCUGAACUCUCUGCAGAAGCACAGAAAUGGGCUGAGCAUCUUGUCACUAUCAAAACCCUCCAGCACAGUGACACAAAGUAUGGGGAAAACAUCUGGUUCAAAUGGAGCAGCAACAAAGCGACACCUACAGGGGCAGAUGCGAGUGAAUCGUGGUACAAUGAAAUCAAGAAAUAUGACUUCAAAUCUCCCGGAUUUCACAGUGAGACAGGGCACUUCACCCAGCUGGUGUGGAAGGCAUCAAGAGAGUUGGGCGUGGGUUAUGCGACGGAUGGAAAAGGCAUGUUCUUUGUGGUGGCAGUCUACAAUCCACCAGGGAACAUCACAAAUCCUGGCUGCUUCAAGGAAAAUGUUUUACCACGCAGUAAAUAAUGACCAAGGCGGUUGAGUGUGGCACUUGUCAAAUGCAGCUGUCCUAAAAAAAGCACAAAUAAUGUAAUUUGAGAUUUAAUGAAUGCUUUAAGUAGAAUUUAUUUCCAGGAUUUGAUUGGCUUUCGCUAU
Molecule: messenger RNA, 2658 nt
Organism: Amblyraja radiata (thorny skate)
Lineage: Eukaryota; Metazoa; Chordata; Chondrichthyes; Rajiformes; Rajidae
Gene: glipr2
Product: GLI pathogenesis-related 2
Exons: 16
Coding region: 457-2529 (690 amino acids)
Cellular component (GO): extracellular region
Source: RefSeq, a predicted model, not a curated record